UCCCCUCUGUCGUACGGUAUUGCAUUCGAUACUGAUUUUAUUUCUUUGGUUGUCGUUGUUGAAACAAAUACUUCAUACCCAUCAAUACAAAAACUCUAGUAAGAACCGAUCAAAGUUACAACCAUGAAACUUUCGAUACCUCGUGCCUACCUUGGCACAAUGACCUUUGGUUGGUCUCAAACUAGUUCUUACGUUGACGAGUCUAUAGCUCUUGAAAUGGUGAAGAGAUUCAUCGCCUUCGACCAAUCCUUGGAAAUUACCGAGCACCGUCUCGAUACGGCAAGAAUUUAUGCUGGUGGGAAGACGGAGAAAAUUGUAGGGAAAGUCUUGCAGAAACUCGAUCCGGCACUUCUAUCRGAUUGCCUGGUCGGGACCAAAGCGGCACCAUCGAUCAAACCUGAGGGACUUUCCUCGGAGGGCGUUUUGGGGCAAUUCCAAGCAUCCAUGGAUGCCAUGGGGACGACUUCUUGCGAUGAAUAUUACUUGCACCAACCCGACACUGAGCACAGCUUGCUUGAAAGUCUUAAAUCAGCUGACUCAUUGGUAAAGAAAGGAAAGGUUUCCAGAAUCGGGAUGAGCAAUUACCACGCGAGUGAAGUUUCCAGGGCAUUCCAAUUGUGCAAGGAACACGAUCUGACACCUCCAACUGUUUAUCAAGGACUCUACAAUCCGCUCAAUCGCCUUGUGGAAGAGGACCUUCUUCCACUGUUGAAGGAAAAUGGGUGCUCCUUUGUUGCUUACAACCCUCUGGUAAGUAAAUGUAACGACUCGAGCAGCAACAAAACAAAUUUGGAGAUUUCCAUAGGAUGAAAUACACUAUGUUAUCUGGAAAGGAAAUACAUCCUUUUCUAAAAUGUCCUGAUCCUCCAUUUUAUUUCUCCAUCACCGAAAAUAUACUUGGCUGAUAUAGGCGGCAGGACUACUUACAGGUAAACACAACGACGUCGAAACUGUGGUCAAAGGAAGAUUUAAGAAAAACCAAAACUACCUGCCACGCUUCUACACCCCUGCAAACUUUGCGGCAAUCCAACUCAUUCAAGAACAAUGCAAAAAAGAUGAGAUAUCAAUGGUGGAUGCAACAUUUCGUUGGCUCCUGUGUCAUUCCUCGCUAGUGGCUGAUUUCGACGGAAUUUUGCUAGGUGCAAGCAGCCUUGAUCAGCUGGACGAAAACCUAGCAGCUUGCAAGCAAGCGGCACAGAGCACUUCUCCACUCUCCCCCGAACUUUUGGUAGCCUUUGACAGAGCAUGGGAAUUGACAAAGGAAGGGUCCUUUCCUUACUGGAGAAGCUAUUCCUUGGAUAUGCCGGACCGAAACACGUUGGAUCAAGGAGCUAGUUAUCAAGCAAACAAGGUCAAAGCAUAGAACGUCUKGAUGSAWCUAUGUAUUACAAACACUGUACCAAAUUCCGGCUCGAUGUUUUUUGUUGCAUCAAUUGAGAAGUAAUGUAAUACGUCGUCGUUUCAAUUGUGUUGCUAAAGAAAUUUUUCUACCCAAAUAUUUGAUCAGACAAGUUAAGAAACUUUUGGAUUUCACAAAGCAGGCUGAGGAGUAACCACUCUCAUGGCAGYAUCACCUAGCUUUCGAUUGAUCCAACCCGCUCGGACCAAAAAUUCAAUGAUAUUUCCUCGMCGUUCCACAUCGAUCAUUAUAAGAGUUUUCUUGCCAGAGUUUGAGGAAUCUUUGUUCAACAAACCACCCUUCAUCGACUCGUGAAUCAAUGCUUUCUUGAUUUUCAAGUAUUGAACGGGAUAAACCUUUAGCCGUUUA
Molecule: messenger RNA, 1768 nt
Organism: Pseudo-nitzschia multistriata
Lineage: Eukaryota; Bacillariophyta; Bacillariophyceae; Bacillariales; Bacillariaceae
Source: the annotation of a GenBank genome assembly